AUGCUCGGAUUCAUCUUGUCGCCCAUCGAGUUCAUUCUGAUGACGGUAUAUGCGCCGCUACUCAGCCUCAAGGCGCUGGAGUCGAAGACCCUCAAUGACGACACCAACCUGUUGGCAUUUUGGAUGUCGAUGUCGAUCCUUUCGGCAUUGGAAAGCAUCACAUGCGGUGCCCUUUGGAUCAUUCCAUUGUACACUGAGCUGCGCUUUGGACUUGUCGUGUACAUGCUGUUCUUCCAGGGCGGCAAGAAGGUGUACGCCCUUGCCAUUGAACCGACCUAUCAGAAGGCCAAGAAGAAGCUCCCAGACGAGCUUCUCCAGGAGCUGGACGAGGAUCCCCAGAAGUUUCUGCUCUCCAUGGGCCAAAAAGGCAAAGAAAUGGCGAUGCAGUUGGUCGAACAGCUGAAGGCAAAGAGUGCCGAAGCUGCUUCGGCCCCUGCCAAAGAAAAGAAGAAGGCAGCAAAGGCACCAUGUCAGGGAUUCUCGUAG
Messenger RNA from Symbiodinium sp. CCMP2456, 486 nucleotides. The record is from the annotation of a GenBank genome assembly. Lineage: Eukaryota; Dinophyceae; Suessiales; Symbiodiniaceae.